GCCGCGGCAGGUCACGUGACGGGAGCGCGGGCUUUGGAAGGCGGCGGACUGAGAGGGUAUCUGCGGCUAGUGCCUAGGAGGCGGCGGCGCUGAGGAGGGAGUUGGGCUGAGAUCUUUCCUGGGCCACGCCGGAGCGCCCCAGAAGCCAGCUGUCUCUCUGUAUUGCUAUGGGAAUUCAAGGACUGGCCAAACUGAUUGCCGAUGUGGCCCCCAGUGCCAUCCGGGAGAAUGACAUCAAGAGCUACUUUGGCCGCAAGGUGGCUAUCGAUGCCUCCAUGAGCAUUUAUCAGUUCCUAAUAGCUGUUCGCCAAGGGGGGGAUGUGCUGCAGAAUGAGGAGGGUGAGACCACCAGCCACCUGAUGGGCAUGUUCUACCGCACCAUCCGCAUGAUGGAGAACGGCAUCAAGCCCGUGUACGUCUUUGACGGCAAGCCGCCACAGCUCAAGUCAGGGGAGCUGGCCAAACGCAGCGAGCGGCGGGCUGAGGCGGAGAAGCAGCUGCAGCAGGCCCAGGCUGCUGGGGCCGAAGGGGAGGUGGAGAAGUUUACGAAGCGGCUGGUGAAGGUCACCAAGCAGCACAAUGAUGAGUGCAAGCAUCUCCUGAGCCUCAUGGGCAUCCCAUACCUCGAUGCGCCCAGCGAGGCUGAGGCCAGCUGUGCCGCCCUGGUGAAGGCCGGCAGAGUCUAUGCCGCGGCCACCGAGGACAUGGAUUGCCUGACCUUUGGCAGCCCUGUGCUCAUGCGGCACCUGACCGCUAGCGAGGCCAAGAAGCUGCCCAUCCAGGAGUUCCACCUGAGCCGGAUUCUGCAGGAGCUGGGCCUGAGCCAGGAGCAGUUUGUGGAUCUGUGCAUCCUGCUGGGCAGCGACUACUGUGAGACCAUUCGGGGCAUUGGGCCCAAGCGGGCCGUGGACCUCAUCCAGAAGCACAAGAGCAUCGAGGAGAUCGUGCGUCGGCUCGACCCCAACAAGUACCCUGUGCCAGAAAAUUGGCUCCACAAGGAGGCCCAGCAGCUCUUCCUGGAGCCCGAGGUGCUGGACCCGGAAUCUGUGGAGCUGAAGUGGAGCGAGCCAAAUGAAGAAGAGCUCGUCAAGUUCAUGUGUGGUGAAAAGCAGUUCUCCGAGGAGCGAAUCCGCAGCGGGGUCAGGAGGCUGAGCAAGAGCCGCCAGGGCAGCACCCAGGGCCGCCUGGAUGAUUUCUUCAAGGUGACUGGCUCCCUGUCUUCAGCUAAGCGCAAGGAGCCAGAACCCAAGGGGUCCGCUAAGAAGAGGGCAAAGACUGGGGCAGCAGGGAAGUUCAAAAGGGGAAAAUAAACGGGUUUCCCUUCAUUAUACCUCCUUGACCCCAGAAUAUCUGCCGUGUUGUACCCGCAAGAGCUGGCGCUGGAGAAACCUCCGUGGGGGUGGGGAGGGGCUUGCUUUGCUUCCCUAGCACCACCCUGCUCAGUAGUGCUUUUCCCUUUGUUACUUGAUCUCAUGGCAGGAAGGCCACAGAGGUUUGUUGUUUUCUUCUUUUUUAGCUCAGGAAAGUAUGUCAGGCUCAAGCCACCUCUCAGGCAAUUUAAUGGACACUGAAUCCAUUGUUAGUGAAAGUGAUAGCAGCAAGUUUUGAAGAAGAAAGAGGGAGAUAAAUGGUGGAGACAAAAGACUGGAAAUGAUUUCCUGCCUGGCCAACUGGUGGCUGGUGGGAGGUGACCGUGGGACUAGACUGUGCUUCUCUUUGGCUCAGCCGUGACCCACCCUGAAGGGUAGCCAUCAGGAAGAUGCAGUCUUAAACAGAUGGGAAGAGCUGCCGAGAAAUAAGAUAGGCAGAGUCCCUGGAGUUGGCAACAAGGGUUUGAUUACCAGCUGUGUGUCCUGAGGUGGGCAGAAACUUGAACUUGCUAUGUACAUAACUCUAGUUUUUACAGUGGUUAUUCAGAGGCAUAAAGUGGUGGUGCUUCACAUGGCCUCUGAGGCAGUUGAGUUGAAACUUUGGGAUAAGAUGCUGGGUUUUUUGUUGUGAAAGAUAUGAGGAGAAAAGAGUCAAUAAAAUUAUAAAAGUAACCAGAAUGUCCUGUUCUUUGAGAACAUUUGAAGACAUCUCAAGUGCCCCAGGUUUCAGGCAGUAUAAAAUAUUCUUUUCACUCCAAGUUAACGUGCUGGAAUUGCACUGUAGUAAUGGGUGGUUUGAGAGUGGCCACAAGAUGGCACCAUGCUCCAUAGAAUGGCCAAAGCAGCUUUGGCAGUACUUCAGCCAUUUAGAGGAUGAUGCCUAGUUUAUCUUGCUGGGAAAGGAGUUUUAAUAAAUUGAACGAAUUUCUAGUUUUCCACCUACUGUGUGAGACAGAGGAGCUCCUUUGAGAAAUCCUCACAAUUUAGAUCAACUACUUCAUAGCAUCCAAGCAUUUACUUUACCAGUUUGUAAAUCGUGAAAGCUGCCAUUCAAAAAUCACUUUCUUAAAAAAAAAAAAAAAAAAAAAAAUCACUUUCUUGUUCCCUUUGUGACGUCAACUUCAGGUUACUGUAUUUCAUAGAGGUGGAAUGUUUUUGUACUGAAAUUUUUAUAAUCCUAAUAAAACUUGAUGGGGGCUGUCCUGUUUGAGUUUCUAA
Molecule: messenger RNA, 2588 nt
Organism: Balaenoptera ricei (Rice's whale)
Lineage: Eukaryota; Metazoa; Chordata; Mammalia; Artiodactyla; Balaenopteridae
Gene: FEN1
Product: flap structure-specific endonuclease 1
Exons: 2
Coding region: 168-1310 (380 amino acids)
Cellular component (GO): nucleus
Molecular function (GO): DNA binding; magnesium ion binding; 5'-3' exonuclease activity
Source: RefSeq, a predicted model, not a curated record